Abrus precatorius (Indian licorice) is the source of this 4408-nucleotide messenger RNA. Its product is annotated as RING-H2 finger protein ATL1-like. Gene Ontology annotation, biological process: protein ubiquitination. Lineage: Eukaryota; Viridiplantae; Streptophyta; Magnoliopsida; Fabales; Fabaceae. Gene Ontology annotation, molecular function: transferase activity. The record is from RefSeq and is a predicted model, not a curated record. Bases 601 to 1680 code for a protein of 359 amino acids. The transcript has a single exon.
CACUCUCAAUAGACCGUCAUCCAUUCCAUAAAGUCUCCAAUUUUUAAACUGGAUCAUACGCUGCUGCUACAUUAUAAAAUAUAGGAGCUGUGACCGAGACACUUGAACAAUUUUCUAGCCUAAUUUUCUGAGAAAUUCACCAACUACGUACUCUGAGCUAAGACUCCACCCUCCAACCUUAAUAAAGAAAACAAGUUUUUGACAACAUUUUCAAUGAAUUUCAAGUCCUUAAUGCAUUGUCCCCCUCAGCAUCACCACCCUCAUUUAAACACCACCUAGGUUUGCUCUCUUCUCCCUUAAUGGACUUCAAUCUGCUUUUAAUUCUCUCUCCACUCUUCAUUCAUUCAAAACUAGUUCUCCUCUCAAUUUGAUAACAAACAUGUACUUGAUUCAUUUACUUUGUUCACUUCCAUUUUCUGUUUUUCUCUGCUUGAUGAAAGUCACAACCUACCCCAAGUAAUACAUAUUACUAUAUAUAAAAGUGCUAUUUAUUUUUUUCUCUGAACUCUUGCAUUGCUGAGUUAUUCUAUUCAUGUCUUCUGUUUAUAUUCAAGAUCUGAGAGAACCCUUUUGUCUUCAUUCUUUUCUGUAACAUCUGGUAUGGAUCUUGUAAGCAAAAGAUACUUGAUCUAUGUGUCACAACAUGGGUCACAGGCUCUUUCUCCAAUCACAAGUCCUAGUAGUUCAAUCUUCCAUCCUCAUCUGCAUUCUUCUAGCACCAGUUUUCCCAUCAUUGCAAUUGCUAUUAUAGGAAUAAUGGCCACAGCUUUCUUGCUGGUGAGCUACUACAUCUUUGUGAUCAAAUGCUGCCUCAAUUGGCACCGUAUUGAUCUUUUAAGACGUUUCUCUCCAUCUAGGAGGCGUGAAGAUAGAUCACCAAUGUACUCACCAGGCACAGAAACUCGUGGAUUAGAUGAGGCUGUGAUCCGGUUAAUCCCAGUGAUUCAGUACAAAACACAAGGAAAUGGAGAGUUUGGAGAAAGAAGCACAUGUGAAUGUGCUGUUUGCUUGAAUGAGUUUCAAGAAGAUGAGAAACUCAGGAUUAUACCUAACUGCAGCCAUGUCUUUCACAUUGAUUGCAUAGAUGUUUGGCUUCAGAACAAUGCCAAUUGCCCUCUUUGUAGAACAAGCAUUUCCUUGACAAGCAGAUUCCAUAUUGAUCAGCUUCUUUCUCUAAGGCCUUCUUCCCCUCAAGAUCAAAACCCACCAAUGGAAAACCUCAUUGGUGGUGAUGAAGAUUUUGUCGUGAUUGAAUUGGGUAAUGAUCAUGGUAGAGGCCAAAAUUUGCAAGGAAGACAAGAAAGAGCCAAUGCUAUGGAGUUACCAACAUGUCCUGUUAGUCCUUCACGAAGGAAGUUGGAGCAUAGAACUGAGCAGAAGAAAGCAAUGAAACUUAAUAAAGUGACAAGCAUGGGGGAUGAGUGUAUUGAUAUUAGAGCCAAAGAUGACCAGUUUUCAGUUCAACCCAUCAGAAGGUCUUUCUCUAUGGAUUCAUCGGGAGAUAGACAAUUUUAUUUAGCAGUUCAAGAAGCUCUGAAGCAACGAAACAAGCAAGUCAAUAAUGAUGUAAGCUCCAUUGAAGGAUGCAGCGGAAGUGGUAGAGCCAAAAGAUCAUUCUUUUCCUUUGGACAUGGAAGUAGAUCCAGAAGUUCUGUGCAACCUGUUUAUUUGGCCCCCUGAAAACCGAAAUUCCUCUUUUGUUUUCCCUCCUCUCUCUUUCAAUUAUGUUUGCAACUUGCAAGUUUCUUAGAUUUUUAUUUUUCUUUUUUCUUUUUUUUUUGAGAUAGAGAUGUUAGAUGUAUGAAUAGGUCAUAGGAUUGUAUGACACACAAAUAUUCGAUUGGAUUUAAUUUUAAUUUGAAACCAUUAUUUGUCUAUUACGUUUAUGAGUGUAUAUAAUGGCAUGUUGUUGAGGUCUGGCUGGCCUAGUUUGUUUCAAACCGCAUGGAGCUAUGAUAAUGAGCAUCAUUGCUGAAAUCAUCACAUAUUAGCUUUACGAAGAAGAAAGUUUUCCCGCUAUGGAUCAAUUAUGUUAUUCCAUCAUUUCCAUGUCUUAUUCUAGAUAUAUCAAAAGGAGAAACAAGCAAAUCUGGCUUUAAAGAAAAGUACUGGUAGGAAUGAAGCAAAAAGAAAAAAAAAAAAAAAGGAAAAGUCGACCAAUUACCGAAUAGGAGAAUCCAAGGGUGAAUAAAGUGGAUAGGUAAAGGUAUCCCAAAAUUGAUUUAAAAAGAGCGAGCGAGGGGUCUUUUCUCAUUGAUAAAUAGUAUACACUAUACAACCACCAAAAUUAUAUUUCUGUACACACUGUGUCUGUGUGUGUUGUAAUGCUGGUAGAUGGAAAGAAAAGUUUGGUCAUAUUUGGUGGGUUUGGUGAUGCUUUUUUGUUCCACAGUUUCAUCUGUUUCCAGCUUGUGAGAAUCAAUCAUUAAUUUGCGGUUGAAAUAUUUUAUAUAACUAAUGAAAGAAUAGCAACACUUAUUGGUACUAGUUCAUCAUUGUAGUUAUGAUUUUUCCCAACCAAAUAUUUGUCUCCACAUGUUAAUUUCUUUUAAGCUCACUGGCAGGGUCAACUCUAAUUUAAAACAUAAUGUUGAUAUGAUCUUAACUCAUAUUUUACAUGAACUUUCACUCUAAAGUAAAUCACAGGGAACUUUUGUUCAAAGCAUCUCCUACUAUUCUUCUUUCUCAUAAUAGAGUCCUCCUAAGUGCUGCACUCUUUCAAGGCCAUGUGCACGUAAGCAUGGGCAGGGGCUACAAGAUCUGUUGCACACUUCAGGAACCCGUGAGAUGCUUCAUCUUUGUCAAAAGGUAAAGGGAAAAAACACGACAAAAAGUUCAAAGAAGUUAACUCAAUCCCCGAAAAUAGGAAAAAUAAUCUUCAGUGUCAUGGGGCCUCAUUGUCUCUUCUUGUUGGAAGCAACCUCACAAAUUUUCUUAUAAUAAACACAUCAAUUUAUUUCAAAACGUGCAUCUUUUAAAUUUGGGUCCGGCCCGUCCAGCAGAUUUAUUGGGCUUUACUCUUUCUCUGGGCUCUAAAAUGGGGAAGUUCUUUUGGUGCUCCAUUGUUUUUGUAUCUGUAUCCAUGUUGGGCUUUUUGGGCUACUUCCAGAAAUUACUUUUGAAAUUUCAUUGUAAAACCUCAAUUGCUAAUCUAUUUUUUUUAAUAAAUCCCUGUAGCUUCAACCACCAAGCUACCAUCAAGAGACACAAAUUCUGAAUCUCUUAAAUUCGAUUUUCAAACUUAUAAAGCGUAACAAUUACAAGGAAUUAAAUUGGCGAAAAGUAACUAGAUUUCGAUUCAUGGGCAGGUUCAGAUGGUUAAUUCAUGAUCAUAUUUGUGUCUGGCAGAAGUAAAAAUCUCAUAGCAUUAUCAAUUGAAGGUGAAAAAUGCAGAUAAUAUCUGUACUGAUUAGGCUGCAAACUAAUAUGUUGGAGAUAAUGGACGUUUCCUUAAAAACAUAAUCGGUCAACGCAUGAAAUAAAGAUGGAAGGCCUCGUAUAACUUAGUCAUAUUUGUCGUUUCAAGCCUUAUUUGGCGUGUCGUAUAAGAUAAGCAGCAACCUCUAGGAUAACUAUAAGAUCAAUUGUAGCACCAACCUCGACAGAUAUGAUACAUGUCAAUUCUUUCUUGUACUUCUUUUGGGUUUAGAAGCUAUAUUAAGAAAAUAAAGAGCCAUGCAAAUGGAGGCUGUGUAGUCUGAAAAUUUAACUAUCAGCAUAAGGAGGACGACAGGGUUAUUAUUUAAUAUUUUAAAUUUUAAUAAAUUUUGUAUAAACUUUAAUCAAUAGUAAAAUUUUGAAAACAUGAAACCUUGUUUUUUAAAUCACAAGUAUUUUUUUUUGGAAAGGUUGGUUUAAGUGAUACACUCUUAAUUUCUCUUUAAUAAGAUAUUGGGUUCAAAUUUUAUGUAUGAUUCCUUUUUUUUUUCAAAAUUAGUCUUAACAUAUUAUACAUAUAUUUAAGAUUUUCUUUAAAAGAAAUCAAACAUCUAUCACUUUAUCAUGGUGAAUAAAUUUUGAAGGAAGGAAAUGAUGUCCUAUUACAAGAUAGAAAAAGUCUCAAACUAAAACAUUAUUUAUAAAAGACUUACAAUCACUUCAAUCUAAGAAGAUAAUAUUACUUAAGUUAACUUCCAUUUUAUUUAAGUAACAAAGGAUUUAUUUUCAUUUAAAUAAAAGAUUAUACAUGUAAAAAUAUUCUCAGAAUUUUUUUUAAUACGUUUGUCAACAUGUCUAUUAGUAUUCCAUAUUAAAAAAAUAAAAUUAAAUGAUUUUUAUUUUUGUUAAAAAAAUAAACAAGGAAAAGUGAAAAAAAAAUUGCAUGAGUAAAUAUUCUAUUUAUUUCAUGAGAUAAAUAUAUGGGUUGGAUUUUUAGUUUUAGAAAAUAUGAUUAAAGACAAAAUUGUAA